Molecule: messenger RNA, 5059 nt
Organism: Polyodon spathula (Mississippi paddlefish)
Lineage: Eukaryota; Metazoa; Chordata; Actinopteri; Acipenseriformes; Polyodontidae
Product: teashirt homolog 3-like
Exons: 3
Coding region: 375-3590 (1071 amino acids)
Biological process (GO): regulation of transcription by RNA polymerase II
Cellular component (GO): nucleus
Molecular function (GO): DNA-binding transcription factor activity, RNA polymerase II-specific; DNA binding
Source: RefSeq, a predicted model, not a curated record
ACAAAACAUCAGACUGCCUUUUUUACAUAUUUACUUGGGGACAGAUGCCCCCUGGACCUGGUUUAACAUCUGAAUAACUUGCCUGUUGCAGCUUCCAACGCUGAGUGAGGAUCGCACGCAGGCAGAAGCUAUUUUUUUCCCCCACUGUAGUCGUCGGCACUGUGAUAUCCAAGUCGAGGGGAAAGCGAGCAUUUUUUUUUCUUCAGAUCUGGCUUUUUCGUCAGUGUCUGACUUUUUUUUUUUUGAAAACUGCCGAUCUGUGUCAGCCUUCUGAAAGCGCCGCCGGGAUCGUGUAUGAAAAGCACUACAAUCAAAGAGUGGAACAGCUUUUGGAUCUCUGGGGCUAAAAUAACUCGUCAAAAAACACUAGAAGCAUGCCGCGGAGGAAACAGCAAGCGCCCAGGCGCGCAGCAGCCUAUGUUCCAGACGAGCUAAAGGCAGCGGCGCUGGUGGACGAAGACGUUGAACAAGAUGAAUCGGUCGGGGACGAGGAACCCCCAGUCAAGUAUAUGUGCUCAGAUAAGGAUUUCUCAAAAGACUCUCAGAGCUACCAGGACUCCCCGGCGGCUGAGUUCUCAAGCCACGAAAUGGACAGUGAAUCUCAUCUGAGUGAGGCCAGUGAUCGCAUGUCAGACUUUGAGAGCGCCUCGAUCAAGAACGAGGAGGAAAUCAAGGAGCUGUCAGCCCCCAGUGAGGACACCCCUGCACCGGACAGCCUGGAGCAGAUGAAGGCAAUCUACAACAGCUUUCUGACCAACCCGUACUGGUCCACCCUCAACCUGAACCUCAGCCAGACCACAACUGAAAAGCCUCAGGGCAGCAGCAGUAGCAGUAGCAGCAGCAGCAGUAGCAGUUGUGGGAGUGGCAGCUAUGACUGGCACCAGUCCGCCAUGGCAAAGACUUUUCAGCAGGUGUCUCAGAACAGGCUCAACCCAGAGCCUAGCCUUUUCAGCACGGUUCAGCUCUACAGGCAGAGCAACAAACUGUAUGGCUCCAUUUUUACUGGGGCUAGCAAGUUCCGCUGCAAAGACUGCAGUGCCGCUUAUGACACAUUGGUAGGGCUGACGGUACACAUGAAUGAAACGGGACACUACCGCGACGACAACCAUGAGACAGACAGCAACAACCCGAAGCGCUGGUCCAAACCUCGCAAGCGCUCCCUGCUGGAGAUGGAGGGUAAGGAAGACGCCCAGAAGGUCCUGAAGUGCAUGUACUGUGGCCACUCCUUUGAGUCAUUGCAGGACCUUAGUGUCCACAUGAUCAAGACGAAACACUACCAGAAAGUGCCUCUCAAGGAGCCUGUGACCCCUGUGGCAGCCAAAAUCAUCUCCUCCACCCGCAAGCGGGUACCCAUCGAACUGGACUUCCCCAGUUCUCCAGAUUCCUCGGCAGGGACACCCAAAUCUUUUUUAACUGACCCCAGUGAUGUCCUGCAUAAGACCUCCAACCCUUACAUUACCCCCAACAACCGAUACGGCCACCAGAACGGCGCCAGCUAUGCCUGGCAAUUUGAGUCCCGCAAAUCCCAGAUCCUCAAGUGCAUGGAGUGCGGGAGCUCCCACGAUACACUGCAGGAGCUGACCGCUCACAUGAUGGUCACAGGCCACUUUAUAAAGGUGACAAACUCAGCCAUCAAGAAAGGGAAACCCAUUGUGGAAGCCCCCAUUACACCAGUGGCAGCCACUCCACAAGAGGAGAAGGUGCAGUCAGUACCUUUAAUGGCCACAACCUUCUCGCCUCCAGCUGCUACCCCUUCCAGCAUAUCCCCAAAGCUAUGUGUAGAGAUCAAGAAAGAAGAGAUGGAAGAAGAAUCUUCCAAGGAUAAAAACAAAGACAAGGAGAAGUUGGAGGAGGAUGAGAAGUUUGACUUCCCCUCCAAGUACCACUACCUGACUGAGGAAGACCUGGAGGAGAGCCCAAAAGGUGGCUUUGACAUUCUCAAAUCCCUAGAAAACACAGUGACAUCUGCCAUCAACAAAGCUCAGAAUGGUGCUCCGAGCUGGGGUGGCUACCCCAGCAUUCACGCCGCCUAUCAACUCCCCAAUAUCAUGAAGCUUUCCUUGGGCUCAUCUGGGAAAAGUUCUGCAUUAAAGUACAUGUUUACAGGUGGAGAGGUUUUGUCCCCAACCAAAAGCCAACCACUUGUUUCUCCGCCUUGCAGCCAGACCUCACCUCUGCCAAAAAAUAACUUCCAUGCUAUGGAAGAACUGGUGAAAAAGGUCACAGAGAAGGUGGCCAAAGUGGAAGAGAAGAUGAAGGAACCUAAGGUGAAAUCAUCUCCCCAGCGCCGAAUGACACCUUCACCUUGUAGCAGUGAACCCGGGGAGCCCAUGAAAGGAGAUUCCCCUAAAGAAAAUAGUGCUAAAACCCCAGAAAGCAAUGGAGGAGGCCAUAAAGACAUAAACAAUGAAAAAGACCCAGUUGAGAAUGGGACAGACCCUGUCAAGCUGCCUGCCAAUAGUUUGUGUAGCAGCACUGCCAUCAUCACAGACCACCCUCCAGAGCAACCUUUUGUUAACCCCUUAAGUGCGCUUCAGUCUAUAAUGAAUGUCCACCUGGGCAAGGCUGCCAAGCCAGCUCUGCCCUCCCUAGACCCAAUGAGCAUGCUUUUCAAAAUGAACAAUAGCCUGGCAGAGAAAGCUGCAGUGGCCACCCCACCCAUGCAGACCAAAAAAAACGAGCGCCUGGACCGCUAUUUCUAUCAUGUCAACAACGACCAGCCUAUGGAUUUGACGAAAGGCAAGAGUGACAAAAGCUGCUCUUUGGGUUCAGCGCUGUUGUCAUCCACAUCAACGUCUUCUGCUUCUCCUUCAUCCACAGUGACAACGACAAAGACAUCUGCAGUCGUGUCAAACAUGUCAAAUGCCUUGUCAGAUAUCUCUGAUAUGCUGAGGAACCUGACAGAAAGCCACACAUCAAAAUCUUCUACACCUACCAGCCUGUCUGAGAAGUCGGACAUAGAGAGCACUACCAUCGAGGAGCCAGAGGAGAUCUCUCCGGCCCAGAAACGCAAGGGCCGCCAGUCCAACUGGAACCCCCAGCACCUGCUCAUCCUCCAGGCCCAGUUUGCUGCCAGCUUGAGGCAGACCUCAGAUGGGAAGUACAUCAUGGCGGACCUCAGCCCCCAGGAGAGGAUGCAAAUCUCCAGGUUUACAGGACUCUCAAUGACCACCAUCAGCCACUGGCUAGCCAAUGUGAAAUACCAGCUGAGAAGGACAGGUGGAACAAAGUUCCUAAAGAACCUGGACUCUGGACACCCUGUGUUCUUCUGUAAUGACUGUGCUUCACAGAUCCGAACUCCCUCCACCUACAUCAACCACCUAGAGUCGCAUCUGGGUUUCAGGUUGAGGGACUUGUCCAAACUGUCUAGCGAACAGAUCAAUAACCAGAUCACGCAUACGAAAAGCCACUCCGAAAAACUGAUCACCGCCGGCUCCUCCCCGGAGGAAGAGGCCGGCUCCACUUACCAGUGCAAGCUCUGCAACCGGACUUUUGCAAGCAAGCAUGCUGUCAAGCUGCACCUCAGCAAGACACACGGCAAGUCUCCGGAGGAUCACCUCAUGUACGUGUGUGAACUCGAGAAACAGUAGCACUGGUUCCCAUGAGCUUGGCUUUAAGUAGCUUUUUAGGGGCAAAAAAAACCAAAACUCUACACACACAAUGAUGCCAUGAAGCUACUGUUUAGUUUCGGCACACAAUCUUGUUACAUCUCCAGAGGUGACACUCUGGACUGUUUUUUAUUAUUAUUAUUAUUAUUAUUAUUAUUAUUAUUAUUAUUAUUAUAUUAUUAUUAUUAUUUAUUUUAUAACUGUACAGUGUUUAAAAUAGAAGUGCAUAAUCAGCUGUUGUUACUGGUUAAAUAUGAAGGUUAUUAAAAAAUGAAGUGGUAUGUGUUUGGAAUUUGUGAAAAUUGGAUUUAGUUUCUGUGCAUUAAGCUGCAUGCGUUUAUGGACAAUUUAGUUAAGCAUUUAUAACUAAAUCUUUUUUACAUGACCUAAGUGUGUUGGUAUCAGCCUUCAACAUUUAACCCUCUGAGUACGGCUAAGCACUUCUAUGUUCACUUGAAAACCAAAAGCUGGGGGGGGAUGUUUCAACUAUAAAACUGGGGGGGGGGCGGGGGGAUGUUUCAACUAUAAAACUGGCUGAAAUUGAAGUUUGGGCAUACCAAAAUUGGCCACUAUUACUUGCAGUUUUCCAAAUCUGAUCAAGUCUUUGUAUAAAAUAUAGAUGUAUAUCUGGGUAAGGUAAAGCCACAGCUGUGUUCAUUUGUUCAAUCUAUCAGGAGCUGUGUAAUAAUAAUAAAAAAAAGGUCCUAUCUAAAUUAUGCACCAUUUUUAUAUUUUUUUAAUUUAAAAGAAAAACUAAAAUAACAAGGAGUAUAUACUAUAUGGUGCACAAUAUAUGAAGACAUUCAUGAAAUCGUUUUGCACAAUAUUUCUUUUUUUAUUUUUUAAUAUGUGUUAUUUAAUCAAAAAAGCCGUUAAAACUUUGUAUUAUUAUUUAUUAUUAUUAUUAUUAUUAUUAUUAUUAUUAUUAUUAUUAUAGCCUUGUGCUCAAAGGGUUAAACCUCUAGUACAAAUUGUACUGUAUUUCAUGAAACUUAAAAAAAAUAAAAAUAAAUCUUUAAAAAAAGAAGUUUGUACAAAAAAAAAGAUGACUUUAUAAAGUUAUGAGGCAUUCCAUGAUGUAAACUCUCACUGAUAAGCACUCUUGGUUGUUAUUUCAUAUUGCAGAACGCCUUUUUGAUUGGUAACUUUUUGUUCUGCCUAAUUAUUCUCCCAUGAUUCCAUACUGCAGAUUUAUCUUUAGGCAAUUGAAAGGUAACCCAUGGUUACCAGCACCCUGAGUCUCUUCUGCUAUAUUUUUGGCAGUUAAUUUGCAGAAGUAACUGACAGCUGACACCAUAUGAGAAUCUAUGUAUAAAAUAUUGGCAUGUAAACAGCGCACACACUGUUAUGCACUCCGUGCCCUGUUUUUGUUGUUGACAAUGAAGCACCUAUUAUAUGACUUCAUAUAACCCUUUUUUUCUACUGCAGCAUUAAAAUGUUUUUUGCAAUAA